UCAAUUUGCACGUAAAAGGAACCUUCGUGCCGUUUGAGAAAUGACAACAAACCCAAUAGAAGACACUUACUUAGUCCAUGCUAAAUAUCAUGAUAACAACAAUUCGCGAUCAGGUGUCCACUCGCCCUGAAAGAAAGACUGUGGUCCACUGCGAACGCGUCCUUGAGCCAUUUCAGUAGAACAAACAACCUUUGACAUUUUGCAAACGUAAACAACGGCACUAGUAAGCAGGCGCUCCAAAGUUCAUUCAGCAGAAACAUGGCGGCUGUAAGGGGGUUGUGGAUCUUUCUGGCGCUCAUUUUGGUGAAGUUGUCGUCCUCAUCAGCGCCCACGCCAGAAGACUGCACGGCGGAAAUGUUCGGUAACUCCAGCACGGCGCUGUGGGCCUGCCGGACUCAGUUGGCACUGCAGCGGAACUGGUUCCCGUCUCCCAUAGCCGGGCUCUUCAGCUAUCAGGUAUGGAAUGGCUUUGACGGCUUCUGGCAGAACGGUGCGGUUCUGGAGACCUUCGCGAACUUCAUGCACUACGGUAACCACACCAGAUACAAGACGUGCCUGAAGUCGUCCCUACGUCAGCUGUCUGACCUGUUGCUAGCCUACGCGCCUGCCCCCUCCUAUGACGACAUGGCGUGGUUCGCGCUCAGCUACCUCAGGAUAUAUGAGGUUCUUGGUGACGAGGAUUUCCUGUCCUUGGCGAAGCAGAUUCACGACUGGAACUACCAGUACGGUUGGGACCAAACAGGCACAUGUGGAGGAGGCUACUGGUUCUACGACAAGAAAACCACCAUCACGAACGUACAGAUGCUGGUACUCAGCGCCAAGUUGUACAGACACACCAACGACACGUCCUUCCUGAAGAACAUGACGAUGACCUGGAAGUACAUCCAGCAGAACGGGCUGAUUGACCCGGAAACAUUCCAGGUGUCCAACAUAGCCACCUACAGCUGUACCGGGAAUCGCGACUUCAACAAGACGUUUAACAGCGGGGUGCUGGUGGGGGGUCUGGUGGAGAUGUACCACAUUCUGAACGACACCAGCUACCUGCAGCUGGCCCAUCGGGUGGCGCAGGUGUCCAACAUAGCCACCUACAGCUGUACCGGGAAUCGCGACUUCAACAAGACGUUUAACAGCGGGGUUCUGGUGGGGGGUCUGGUGGAGAUGUACCACAUUCUGAACGACUCCAGCUACCUGCAGCUGGCCCAUCGUGUCGCGCAGGCCACCAUCUUCUACAACUCACAGGGCGGCGUUCUCACAGAGCGAUGCUGGCCGGAGUGCGACAAGGAUGAGUAUGUUUACAAAGGUGAUACAAAGGUGAACGCGUUGAGUCUCUUUGUCCGCUAUCUGCGCUAUCUCAUGGACGUAUCCGAUGACAUCACCAAGAAGGCCUACAGUGAUUGGCUGGACGGAAACAUCAAGUCUGUGGUAGCCAAAGCUCUCUGCUGGCCUGAGAAGACGUCCUGUAACAUCACCUACCAGGAUGGGCCUUCCCUCAACAACAAAACUGGACCUGUCUUCACCUUGGACUGGAGAGGGCCUUUCAACGUCUCCAAUCCGAUGGUAAAUAAACAGGUGCAGGCAGAGGUUUUUGACCUUCUAGUAGCUAACAUCGAGCCUGGGGCGACCUGUCGUGGGGCGGGGUGCACGUACGACCCACCCGUCCCCCCGCCUCGUCACCUGACCUGUAAGGACAAACCCUGUCCCGCAGGACAGCCGUGCUGCGAGUACCAGAACUACUACACCUGCUGUGAGUCGACUCAAAAGUGCAUCAAGGGGGUCUGCACAUGACACUGAUGGGGAGAUGAGGUGACAUAACCUGCAGGUAAUUUACAUUGAACAGCCAACUAUGAAGGCUCCCUCUCAUCUGUGAGUCUACAUAGCAGUGCCUCAAAGGGGUCUGCACAUGACACAAGACAAUUGUAUGAUCAUAGGAAAAACAUGUUCAUGUGAAACAACCUACAGAAAAUUCACAUUGAGAAGCUGGCUAUAGGGUCACCUCCUCAUCUGUGAAUGUACUAGUCAGAAAUGCAUCUGAUUUUUUUCAAUGGUUUUCCACAUAUAAAAAGACAAUAGAACGAUUGGAAAAUAAUGUUCCUGUGAUGCGAAAAUUUACCCAUGAGAAGCAGUCUCAAUGGUAACUCCUCAGCUGUGAGUCUCCACACACAAGUGCAUUAAGGGAGUCUGAUAAAAAUAAUGAUGUUGGAACACAACUUGGCCAACAUUUCCUACACCUGGCCGACAUUUCCUACCUCUGCAACUACCUUCCUACGGGUCUAGUAAUUUUUCGUAAGAUUGUGUCACUGGAACAUACUCAGUUGUCUAAGAGUCCUGCCAAGAAUGAUUUGGGUAGCUUGCUUAAGAAUUAAGCAUCAGAAUUCAGAAUUAAGUUUCC
Molecule: messenger RNA, 2389 nt
Organism: Branchiostoma floridae (Florida lancelet)
Lineage: Eukaryota; Metazoa; Chordata; Leptocardii; Amphioxiformes; Branchiostomatidae
Exons: 11
Coding region: 259-1785 (508 amino acids)
Biological process (GO): carbohydrate metabolic process
Source: RefSeq, a predicted model, not a curated record